Messenger RNA from Zootoca vivipara (common lizard), 2186 nucleotides. NCBI's taxonomy places the organism in Eukaryota, Metazoa, Chordata, Lepidosauria, Squamata, Lacertidae. The record is from RefSeq and is a predicted model, not a curated record.
CUCUUCCCCUUUCCCGGAGAACUUGCGGGAGUUGAUUGAGUGCCGCUCCAGGCAAACUUCCCAUGUGCCCCUUGAGCAAAUGGACUAGUGGCACAGCCCCUGUCAGGAUUUAACAGGCCUGAUGCUUGCUGAGCAUGUUCAGCGCUUUACUUUCUCAUGAUCCUGCCUCCCACUGCAACAAUCCUCUACCCACUUUCUUGGGAGUAAGCACCAUUCAACCCUAUGGGAUGGACUUCUGCAUAGACAUGUAUGUUGUCAGUCCUACUUUGCAGGCAAGUUUCCCUAGCUGGACAUUCUUGGGCUGGAGAUAAUUGAUUGGGUUGUUUUUAAUAGUUUUUAAUAGUUGCCUGCGCUUUAUUGUACAGUUGGUUUGAUCAGGGAUGCUAACAAAAAAUAUAACAGCGAGUGUAUUGUAAACAGUGUUGAGAGCUUGUUACAGGGUUAUAGAUUUUAGCAAGCCAAGAAGUCUUGCUUCUCUCCCUUUUUACAUAAAACUAGUGCUCCUCUUUGUGCCCUGUCCUGAGCAACACCAGCUGGACUUUCAUAGUCCAGGCCCUUCCGUGUCUCCUAGGUUUGCCUGUCUCUCUUCUUCUUGUCAUCCCUGUUGAUGUAAUGAAAUUAGAAUGAGUAGACUACUGAACCUGAGCCAUUAUGUAACCUAUUCUGUGAGAAUCAGAAAGCCCAUAUAUGAGCUCACUCCCUUUUCUUGUAGGCGGAUCAAUCACAAUAUAACUGCUGCAAAGGGAUUACCAUACUUUUCUAUCUACAAGACAAGAAGGAAAUGGGGUCUCCUGAAGCAGCUAAGAGGAUCCUCCCAGCGUGGAUGACAAAGAGGGCGACUGAGCCAGCACAGCAAGCAGAGAUGAAGCUAAAGAGAAGGAAGAAGGCAGCUUUGGCAAAAUUUGAGACUAUCUAUUGUAUGAAUGAAGCUGAGCUAGUAGAUGCAGCUCUUUGCAUUAUGGCCGAGAAUUGCAAGGCCAAGGAAGCAGAGACAACUUCGUCAGAAGAUGAGUCCCAAGAGCCUCAGCAAGUGCUGGAAAAUCCUCUCUGCGGUUCAGUUAGUGGCAGCCACCAAGGCAGAAGAACUCCCAGUGUUGGAGCCAAACCCCCAAAGGAGUUGAAGGCUUUAGGCUGCAGUGAGAAGACUAAAUCUGAAGAGGAGGAGGAUGCCUUAAAAUAUGUCCGGGAGAUCUUCUUUACUUAACUUUAAAGCAUAAGCGGAUAAUGCCUUAUUUGAGACUGUGGCAAUUUGGACACAUGAAAGUCACGAGGAUCGGUUGCCCAUCCCUGUUCUGUAAAGGAUUGCUAAGAUAAUGUUGGUGAAGCACUUAAAAAAAGUUUUUUUUUAAAGGGGGAUACAGAACUGGUAGAUAAGAUAAAAUGCCUCCAAUUGAUAUUUGUUCUGUUUUUAAUAAGUCACACCGAGUAGUGUUUAACAAAACUUUAAUUUCAAUAUCUCUUGUAUAAGUAACAAAACUUGGGUUUGGCCACAACACACUUGAAAAACUGUUCUUUGGCUACAAUUGUAUGUUAAGUUUCCCAAAUGCUUUGUUUACACUUAAUAGGAACUGAAGGAAAAGAAAAACCUCCCAGCAUCACAUAGCAAUAUGGCUACGCAUCAGCAUAUAUAUAAUUUAGAGAAUGCUCCCCACUUUUAUCAGUCACUAUCAGUAUUCUCAUAAUAGCAGCAGCAGCAGCUAGGUGUCUGCAACGUGUGUUCAAACCAUAUAAACGAAUUAUUUUGCAAACUAAAUACAAAGGAAACCAGGAAUCUUGCACAUGGCAGAGAUGGGGGGGGGGGCUGUGACCCUGGAGUAAGAUUCCCAUAGUCCCUCCUAGGACUGGUGGGAGCUGGCAGUCCCAACAGCAUCAGGAGGGCUGCAAGGUCCCCACCCCAAGCAUAAAAGCAGCAGCCCUGUGCACUGUUACGUUUGAUUGAUGGCAUGAAUAAAUGGAAUAUUAGCAGCCAUCUGUACACAGGGAAGUGAAGUAAUUCUGGCUCCUGUUCAUUGAACCUGUCUUUGGUUGAAAGCUAGAAAAUACACAACCACGUCCAACUUUCAGCGCCUUUGAUCAAUACAAAAGUUGUAAAAGAACACUGUAUAUCACUUUUUUGAAAAAAAACAAAACCCAAAACUUGUGCAACAUUAGCAUGGUAGUGGUAGAACAGCAUGCUACAGUGGUAG